Liolophura sinensis is the source of this 5994-nucleotide messenger RNA. Its product is annotated as nuclear receptor coactivator 2-like. Gene Ontology annotation, molecular function: protein dimerization activity; nuclear receptor binding. NCBI's taxonomy places the organism in Eukaryota, Metazoa, Mollusca, Polyplacophora, Chitonida, Chitonidae. Gene Ontology annotation, biological process: cellular response to hormone stimulus; positive regulation of transcription by RNA polymerase II. The record is from RefSeq and is a predicted model, not a curated record. Gene Ontology annotation, cellular component: nucleus.
CGUGAGGAUCUCCUGCUCGAAGACUGCUCGAGUUUUUCGGUCGAUUACAUAGUUUAUUACCGUGCUACAGCUUCAAAACCCAACAAGACUACCAGUACUGGCCUAUGUGUUGGUGGUUAAUCAGGGUUCUGCCAGGAGGCAUGACACUGUGAACAGGGAUGAGCAAUGAUCAGAAGCCUGAACACAAAUCAUUUGCACAAAACAAGUGUUUAAAUGAAAAACGCCGAAGAGAACAGGAGAACAUUUAUAUCGAGGAGCUUGCAGAGUUGAUCUCGGCAAGUAUCACGGACAUGAAUACGCUCUCAGUAAAACCGGACAAGUGUGCAAUAUUACAGGAGACCGUCAACCAAAUUCGGCGUAUUAAGGAAGAAGAGAGCGGAACGAGUGAGGCAGUACAACAGAGCCAGGUGUCCAGCAGCAAACCUUCCAUCAUAGCUAACGACGUACUUGGACCCCUUCUCCUUGAGGCACUUGACGGGUUUCUGUUUGUGGUCAACAGUCAUGGUAAAGUGGAAUUUGUCUCGGAGAAUGUUACAAGUUACCUCAAGUAUUCAUUGAAUGACCUUGUUGAGAAGAGUAUUUACAAUAUCAUCCAUGUUGGAGAUCAUGCCCAAUUCAGCAACAGUUUGCUGCCUAUGUCAUUAGCUCAUACGGGAACAACUUCAAAUAGUUUUGCUGAUGAUAAUGGGGGUCCAUUUAGCGCAGAAACACUGGGCAACAAAGGCAGGACUUUCAAUUGUAGAAUGCUUAUAAAACCACCAUGUGAAGAAGAUGGAGAUGUUGAAGUUAAACAGACCUAUGUAUCUAAGUAUGAGAAUAUGCAGAUAUCUGCUGUGCUACAACCAUAUCCAGAUAAACAAGGUAAUAGCACAGAGGGACAAUCCUGCUUAGUGUGCGUUGCCCGUCGAUUACCGUUGGCGGAAAAGACAAUGCUGGGCAUUGAACAGUUCACUACAAAACAGGAUCUUAACGGGAAAAUUGUAGAUUGCGAUACCAGAGGAAUAGCCCCCAGUCAUUACGACUAUCCUGAUUUCAAGGGACAUAACCUCCAAGAUUUUUGCCAUGUCAACGAUAUCCAGUUACUGGCAAAACACAUUCAAGAAGUGAAGAAGAGCUCUCAAGGCACAAGUGGGGUGUAUCGCUUUAAGCUUCUGGAGAACAGAUAUGUGUUUGUGAGGACACAAAGUCAGCAGUUCAACGACUUCAUUGUCUCUACACAUUCAAUUAUCAGGGAGUGUGACUCUGACGCAGAACUCAAAGGGUCCGCCUCGACCAGUUUGAUGAAAUCAAUUAUUGGUCCUUCAGGCAACAGUUCGAGCAAAACGAGCGGACACUUUCAGGGUGUGACCAGUACUUUACAAGGAAUGGGGAUGUUGGGUGGCCGUAACGUCAACAUGUAUCUCUCGCAAUCCUCGUUAGGAGCGGCCGUGCCACCCGCGCCCCAGAGCACUUCCUCAGUUCCCACACUGGGGGACACUGCCAGCAUCACUGACAUGCUCAAUCUGAAUGACAUGUUUGAUCUGCUGCCCCAGUCGCUGAAUCAGCUCUUCAGCAGUUCAGACACAUUGAACGUCAGCGCUAACUCAGUGAACUAUACGAUGGCGGGGGCGACCAGCUCUGUGACCACGCCCUCGUCCUCGAGCCACACUACGUGGUCGAGCGCGUCCAGUCUGAAAAUGGCGGGAGGAACAAUGGAGCAGCCUCAGUUGCAGAGGAGUUUGUCCAUGGCACACAACAAUAUGUCUGGUCCACGGCCUCUGUCCUUAAACUUCCAGAGGAGCGCUUCGCUCUUCGACAAUGGACAGAAGAGUCCGGGUUUCGCUGGAACGCCCGGACAGAGAACGUGCAGCCCGAAUUUCGCAAUGCCAAGCCCGCGGGGACCUGGGUACGGAAGUUACAUGAACCAACGCAGUCCUGGCAGCGCGAAUCAAGGAGAUGUGAAUCGGUCGUCGUCGCAGUUUUCUCCCAUGUCGUACCCACAAGCGAAGAGUACUAGCCCUCUCAUGUCUCCCCAGCCAAGUGGAAAUUGGAGUCGGCCACCAAGCUCUGGGGGUAUAGAAUUCCCGGGACAGUCACAGAACCCGUUACAGGCACUUCAGUCCAUGGACACAAAUCCUCCCCCUGGGGGAUAUAAGCCCAAUCAGUCUCCCAUAGGGGGCUCACGGGAAAAACAGUUUGUGUACCCUACAAGUCGAAGUGAGACUCACACUCGGCGUGCAAGCGUCGAGAAGAAAGUGAGUCAAAGUGUGAAACUAACACAGUUACUGACUCAGAGUAGUCCGCUGGCUCCAGGGAAGUCGUUCUGUAAAGCACUGGAGGAAGUGGACCAACCUAUUCUGUAUAAGGACGAACCGUAUGUGUCAAAAAUGGGACUGAUUCGAAAUUCGUUACUGACGGAUUCACAGUCUGAUAACGGUCAUCAGUCUCCACAACCUGGGCCAGGAUCGAGUCCACAAGAAAAGCCACAGAGUACCUCUGGAAACGACGAACACGACGGGAAAACAACAUCAGAAAAUUCUGUGCGUCGACGAGAAGAAAACAAGAUUUUAAAACAGCUUCUCAGCCAAGACGAUGACCUGGACGAUGAUUUGGUAAAGGGAAGCAACACAGAGCAGAACAUGGAUGUCGACAAAAAUGAAGCAGAGCCAAAAAAGUCCAAUAACGUUCUUUUGAAACAACUGUUGAAUGAAGAAGCUCAAAAUGAAGGAGAGAAAUCUGAAGCCGCUCAGAAACUACAGCAGUUGUUAAGAGAGGAAGUUCAGAGAGAUUCUGAUGAUGAUCCUUACAACAUUGACAGGAGCAUGUCAGCACCUGUGGAAAGCAGCAGCAUAGAAACGGAGAGUUAUUCCACCGUUACGACAUCAGAAGAUACCUCUCGUCAGCGACACCAGUCUGGACCUCAGCAGCCUACGUCAACGACACAGCCCACAGCAGGCCCGCUCACGCAACCAAAGAAUGGGAGCGUUGUUCUCAGUCCCAGUGGUGCCGUCGCUGGUGGCUCAAACUUGUUUAAGAAUUUGUUUUCGCAGGAGAUAUUGGGUCAAGCGGACAACCAGACACUCAUGCAGGGUAACGCUUUCCGCACACUGUUAACAAAUCUCUGGGAGAAAAGGGAACACAGAUUCUCAGGAGGCAGAGCUAAGACCUGUACGGAAUAGCGCAAGUUACCCACGGACGUUGACAGCACCAACGAUAUGGACACGGAGCCGACAACUCCGUCUGGCCCAUUGCCCAAUUUGUCCAAGCGCAACGUCAUGCUGGCCAAACUCCUGGCACGAAAACCUCCCCAGGAAACGGUGAUCAACACAAACAUCACGGUCAAUCCGUGCGGGAUUCCUCAGACUAAAAUUGCGCCUGUCCGCAAUGUUCACAAAAUGGUCCACAUUUUGGACAAAGUGGACAAUCAAGAGGAUGCAAUGGACACUGGGAAAAGUGCACAAUCCAAGAGACAAUCCGCGCACGAUUCCGAAUGUGCCCUUCCCGGGAAACACAACGCCCGCCACUGCGGGACAACGUCAUCAACAGUCUUCAAGCGUUCCCAGUAUGUUUGGAGGCGCGCCAUCCGAUCCGAAUUGUCAGGCGCAGGCGUUUCCACCAUGAGCAUGGAUGUAGAUACCUGCGUCCCAGAUGGGCCUGAUCCGUCUGAUCCGUUGUUGGCUCAGAUCCUGCAGCAAGCUCAAGAACUUCAGAACGAUCUCAAUUCUGGUUCACUGAACAAUGUGUGUAUGCAGCGCUGGUCCCAUGGAGAACAACUCUUUGGGUUCGAUGAUGGACGAUACUACGCUCUUGUCUCAAUUAGAUAUGGUUCUGAAAGACUCGAAUCUUUCCAUGAUGGAAAUCAGACAAUCUACAACAGCCUAACAGGCUGCCCAACUCAAGUCAAGCUUUUGCACAUUCGCUCAUGCAGCAACAGCAGCAACAACAGCAACAACACCCGCCAAACACUCAGUUGCCUCCCAUGGAUUUACCUUUCCCACAUGGCCAGCAGAUGGCGCCCCAGCAGCCAGGGAUUAGCCAGUCUGCCCCAGGAUAUGGCCAGCCAAGGACCUCGUCUACCUCAACCCCAAGCACUGGGCAGUGCCUUACCUAAUAACCAGCCUCGACCUGGCUUUGCGAACUUGACGCCCAGCUCCACAGCCUUCCAGGUGCGGCAAUCCAUCCUCAUGCAGCAGAAGCAGAAGCAGAUGCGUGAGAUGCAGAAACGAGAACGAAUACACCAGCAGCGACAACAACAACAGCUGCUACUACGACAACAACACGCUCAGCAGUACAAUCAACAGUUCCCGCAGCGUUUUCAGAACACUAUUGGAAUGGACACAGGAAAUGGUCAGUCUUUCCCGGAAAACCUGGGAGAACUGAUGAAGAGUGGCAAUGCUCCAAAUGUCACCCUUCCAAGAAACCAAAGUUUGCCCAAUCCAAUAUCUCCGCGGUUUGUCAGUGGGAACAUGGCACAGAAUCAGCAGCAGCAGCAACAACAACAACAACAGCAGCAGCAGACAUUGCAGAACAUGAUCAACUCCAACACGCCGCCCCCUCAGUUGUCUCCCCAUUACAACCAGGCAAAGGCGGGGCCGGGUCAAUGGGCAGGGAACAGAGUGAACCAGACUGGGCUGCAACCUGGCAUGCUGCCAAGUCCCACCAUGAGCCAGAAUUCCCAGUUUGGAAUGCGUUCCCGGCAACUGUCUGGUAGCUCAAUGCCCAGCCCCGGAGGCCAGCCAGCAGGUGGGCGUUUCCCAUACCCCAGCGAGGCACAGUUCAACAACGGCCAAGGAGGACAAAUGGGGAUGUACAAUCAGCCACAAGGGGGCAUGUCUCAACAACAGGCGAUGUUUAACCAGAAUCGCAUGAUGCAGCGGCAGUUAAACGUCUCUGGCACAGGUCGAGGCUCCCCACGGACCCCCCACAGCCCUUAUGGUGGGGGCGGGGACCCCAUGCUAAUGUCUCCCCACAGUCAGACUGCCAUGUCCCCUAACCCUUCCCUGAGGACACAGCAACAGGUUCCCCCAGGGAGCCAGCUCAGUCCUCAGUUCAACCAGAACAGCCUGUCCCAGUCCUACAGUAGCCAGACGCCACUCACCUCCAACUACAGCCAAUCUCCCAGCCCCAGUAUGGCAGGCAGCUUCUCCCCGAUGACCAGCAGUGCCUACGCUGCCUCCCCACAGGCAGCCAGCAGUGUGCCCCUCACCAGCCAGCCGGGCUUCCAAGACUUUGACAUCAGUAUGUUCACAAACAACUUGGCUGCCUUGGACAACAAAGGUCCAGGUUCCAUGGGAGCUGACCUUGGCAAUCUUGGUAACAACCCUCCUAGCUCCACCUCCCAGUACGUGAAGCAGGAACUGCGGAAUAUAUGUAACGCCCGCUCUGAGAAGCAGCUGCAGACCCAGCAACCGCACCCCUCCCCACUGGAGCCUCAGCAUUCAGACCAGCUCCAGCAGACACUGGACUAUGACUCGAGUGAUGCUGCCUAUAACUCUAUACUAGAAGAGAUUGAUCAAAUGGCUCAGCAGCACAACUUGAAUCCACUAGAGGACAAUGUAGUUCAGCAGUCACGGCAAGAAGCGCGGCGCCGAAUAGAACAGUUCCGCCAGCUCUCGCAUCCAGCAAUGAGACAGGCCACCCCUUACACAGCUCCACAGCAGUUUCCUGAGGAUAACGCAUUUAAACAAAAUCCUGAGAUAAAGGCAACUAAUCUGUUCCGAAAUCAGCUGUUGUCUAACCCUUCAUCAGGGCAACAAGCAAAUAAAGGAAACACAGAGCCUCCUCAUCAUGUCAAUGUAGUACAGAAGGAAACCACGGUUCAGAAGGAACGAAGGGCACCAUGUGAAGACAUGAAACCUGCAGACCAGAAAAACAGCUUGUUACAACAGUUACUAUCUGAGUAAUGCUAGCUGUUAAAUAGGUCUAUCAGAAGGACGGGUUGUCCCUCGUGGUGCAUUCUUCAGCGUUGUAUAUCAUUGCCAAAACAAUGUGAGAGUUCACAUGAACAUCUGGAUU